This is a messenger RNA of Andrographis paniculata, 603 nucleotides long. RefSeq lists its product as uncharacterized. The record is from RefSeq and is a predicted model, not a curated record. The transcript has a single exon. NCBI's taxonomy places the organism in Eukaryota, Viridiplantae, Streptophyta, Magnoliopsida, Lamiales, Acanthaceae. Bases 1 to 603 code for a protein of 200 amino acids. Gene Ontology annotation, molecular function: ubiquitin protein ligase activity. Gene Ontology annotation, cellular component: nucleus.
AUGGCGCACUUCUACUCUCCUACUUUCGAAGCUUACUCCUUCCUUCUUCGACACCGCAGUUCCCUCAUCAAUCCGCCUAACAAUUACUUCUCCCGCCGCCCGUCGCCCGCCGCCGCCUGCUGUAAUUGGAUUGAAGACGAAACUGUGAUCCUCGAUGCCGACGACGAUGUCCGGUACCAGAGAAGCCGUACGAGGUUCGACCGGAUUAGGGUUCUAGAGGAUGAAACCGCCGUCCUUGUGGCGGCGCCGCCGCCCAUUGGCUCGUACGGACAGGUUAGUUUUCGAGAAUUCGAGGAUACUGUUUUCUUUGAAGAAGACGGCGGCGAUUUUGGGUUGAGGAAAGAGACGAUUUUGAGACGCCUGAAAACGAGAAAUUGCGUGGGCGGAGAUGACGAGAAUAACUGCGCAGUCUGUCAGGAUAAUUUGCGCGGGAAGGAUUGUUGUGGUAUGGUGGGAGUGCUUCCUUGCAGACAUGAGUUUCACGUUGGGUGUAUUGUGGAAUGGCUGCAACGGAAGAACACUUGCCCGCUCUGCAACGCCACUGCCGUCAUCGUCGCCGGAGAAGAAGGGCACGGCCGGGGGCAGAAUAGUCUUUAUCAUUAG